AUGAGCUGCUCGGUGAAGAUCUCUUGCGGCAAGAACUGGGGCUCGCAGCGCAGGAUCGGCUCCCUCGCGGAGGAGACGAGCGCGUGCCCCGUCACCUGCGCCGGCGGCCUUCAGGCCGGUCAGUCAAACGCGACGUCGAGCUCGACGACCAACACCGUCGCCGUAGCCUUCAGCAACCCCGUCGUCAUCACCACCACCACCAGCACCAGCACCGUCACCGCCGGUAAUCAGAGGGUGGUCCCACCACGCCCCGUCAAGUCGAUCGCCGCGAAGAAAGGGGAGGACACCACGAAGCUGCUCAAGUACAUCGACGAUAACGUCAUCGGCAAGAACGGCACGUUCUUCGGCCCGUUCGGCCGCAGGAAAGUGGUUUAUUGCGACUAUACCGCCUCGGGAAGGUCGUUACAGUUCCUCGAAGAUUACAUUGCGAAGGAGGUGCUACCAUGUUUGGGCGACACUCGAGCAUCCACGUCCAUCUGCAGUCUACAGUCGUCUCUUUUUAGGCAUGAGGCCAGAGACAUCGUCAGACACGCGGUUGGGGCUAGCGAGCAGGAUGCGGUCCUGUUCACCGGUCAAGGCACCGCCGCUGCCCUUCGCACACUUUUACGGCACCUCGAUCUCUCCAAGUCCACCGUGGUCUUCGUGGGCCCGUUCGAGCACCACGCCAACUUGAGGCCUUGGCGCGAGCUCGAUGUCAAGAUAGUACGAGUUUCCGAGACCCGGGAGGGCUUCUUGGAUCUGAAUGAUCUCGAGCGGGGACUCGCGAGAAUGCGGAGCGAGGGCAUUGCGCAAAUGAUCGGAUGCUUCAGCGCUGCCAGUUGCAUAACGGGGGUUUUGGCAGAUGACGUCGCGACGACCCUCCUGCUGCAUCAAUACGGCGCGCUUAGCGUGUGGGAUUACACCACCGCAGCCCCGUACGUCCAGAUCGACAUGAAUCCACGUCUGCCCGGGGUCGGGGAAACCGCGGUGCACAAGGACGCGAUUAUUUUCGCGGGCCACAAAUUCAUUGGCGGCGUGCAGUCGCCCGGUAUAUUGGUGACCAAACGAUGGCUCCUGCGAGAGGACGUUGAAGCGGAGGACAUGAGGGACUCCCAUCGCUACCACCGCGAUCCCGAGCUGCGGGACGAGAGCGGAACCGCCGGGGUGGUCGAGAGCAUCCGAUGCGGACUGGCGGUUCAGCUGAAGGAGAACGUCACGCCGAGGGCGAUCGUCGCACGGCAGGACAAGAUCUCUCGGCAAGUCUUGUCCCACGUGCGCACCAUUCCGGAAUUGAUUCUACUCGGCAGCUCGUCACAGAACGUGAAGCGAUUGCCCAUCUUCUCGUUUAUGGUACGCCAUCCUCGCGGCACGUUCCUCCAUCAUAACUUUGUCUGCGCCGUCUUGAACGACGUCUUCGGCAUCCAGGCACGUGGAGGAUGCGCGUGCACGGGUCGUUACGCUCAUCAUUUGAUGGGAAUUGACCGAGAACUCGCCAAGGAAUAUGAAAGCGUUCUCUUGGAAGGACAACGGAACGGUACCGAGGAGACCACCGCGGAAGGUCUCAGACCGGGCUUCGCCAGGCUAUCCUUUCCUUAUUUCAUGAGCGAAGCGGAAGUUGCCUUCGUGCUUGAAGCUCUCAAGAUGGUAGCCACCGAAGGCUGGAAGCUGUUGCCGCAGUACGUGCUGAAUCCCGAUACCGGCGAAUGGCGACACCACACCAACAGCAUCUUCAAGGAGCGCAAGUGGCUGGGCUCGAUUAGGUACACAGACGGAAGGAUGAACGCCACGGAGAGGCGAGCUUCCGGUGCCGGCGUCUUCCCGCAGACCUACGGCGAUUCCCUGCAGACCGCCCGGAAUAUCUUUAAUCGCGCUCGUAAAAUGGCGCAACGGUAUCCGCUGCAGAUCGACAAGAGUUUCAACUUUAUAUGCGAGCGCAUGGAAGCGUUGCGCUGGUUCAUGCUGCCGAGUGAGGCGCAGGAUCUCCUUUUGGGUAACUCGCAGAACGUCAAGCAGGACGUGCCGUUCAAUCCGUUGCUGGCCUGGAACAAAUACAGUCACACGAGCACCACCGCUACCACCUGUCACGACAGUCUGGUGAACUGCCUGACGCUGACAAAUGGUAUGAGACGGCUGAACAGCGACAUUCCGCGCACGGGCAACACGCCCCUCUCGAUGAUCUCGCCGAGGCAUCGAAGCCUACCAGCGCUGAGCACGGUUCGGCGAACUCUGAUGGCGACCACGGCGGAACUGAAUCAACCAUCGUCAUCGAGCAACAGUGAGGAGGAGAGUCCAAAUCAAAAUGAACCCAGUCAUUUCUCCGGUAGACACCGAACACCCGCCACAUGUCCAAACUCGCCGAUGCCUGUUAGAUUCGCGGUAGGCGAGGCCGUGACCACCUCGGUCCUAGGAUCGAUAUCCCGCACGACUGCCCGACCGACGAAAGAACAGAGAGAGUUGGAGGCAACCAAUGCCGGACGUGCGAGAUGCAACUCUCUAGGUAGCACCACCGACGGAUGCAAUGUGCAGGGAAAUCGCGCCGGUGCCGCAACGACUUCCUCGCCAAUUCCGCCGCUUCCUCUGAGCCCGCAAACUUUGACCAGCUUGGGAUUAAGCACGUCGAACGGUUCAUCGAGGCACAGACGUCUUCACUGCAGCUGCAGCAGUCAGACGGAGUUAAACACUCUGGAAUUGGAUUCCGCCGCCAGCCCGAGUCAUUCGAUCUCUUCCUUGAACUAUAAUAAUCAUAAUCCGGCGUCGCCACCGUCUUCAUAUUCGUCGACCAGCGAUUACACCGAGAGGUUGAUAGGCGGUGGCAGAUCAUCGCCUAUCUUAACGAAUAUGGGUCAAGAUGAUCUGAGCGCAUACGUGAAGGAGAUGACCAAGGAAUUAGCGACAGAGAUCAAAUCGGAGAUCCGUGAGGUAAUUUCCAAAGUGGACGAUGCUUUAUCGGAGACAAACACAUCCGAGAACACGCCGCAGCAUCACUCGCGGGCUCAGAGUAUAGUUAAUCAAACAUACAUGGAGGACAAACAGUCGAGGCACGAUUCGUUCACGGCCAGCGACAUCGCCGAGUACUUAAUGGAAUUCUCGAAGGAAAUGGCGAGCGAAGUGAAAUCUGAGAUAAGGUGCAUGGUAAAUGCCGUUGACGGGCUGCACAGGUACUCGCCAGACGCCUCCACUUCGGAUGUUUCUUCGAGCGGAUGUGGAUCGCCCGAUCGUGGAAGAAUCGUGCUUCCCUCGUCGGCGUCCCCGCGCCUCUCGAGCUCUAGAAAAAGCGGACCGAUCGAGAUUAUCAGCAAAGUCGGCGAGCUGUCGCAGCAGGAGAGCAAAAUGUCCAGUGAAUGCUCUUCGGACGAGACGGUGAUUUACGUGAUGAAGCCAUCCGAGAGUGAGCAGCUGGUCCGCCCUCGUUCGAAGACCGAGGGUGAAGAGGUGGAGAACGACGUAGAUGAUUAUGUAGACGAUGAUUCGCAGGAGGGACGCGGCGGCCUCGACAUCAGCGACGCACGGAAGAUCUUGCCGAAGAUUUAUUCGGCCGUGAACUCCGUCAGCUCUCAGGACAGUGGUAUAAAUAUGUCUUUUCAAGAGAGCGAUAAGUCGAUAGACUCUUUGGACCUAAAACGGAGCAGCAGCGCCGAGUCCAAUUCCGCUCACAGCCAUGGACGGAAACCCAGGACAACAUCGAUGAUGAGUCUGUCGACCAAGUGCGGCGGCAAACAGCAAACGCGUCAAAACGACAAUCUCUCGGAGGAUGAGGAGUGCGCGGGUGAUCUGCGAGAGGAAGAGGAUGACGGUCAGGAGAAUAAUUUUGACGAUAACGAGUCCAGACUCGAGUUUCCGCGAACUCAAUGGCACUGUCCGCCGAAGAACAUCUGGAAACCUUCGGUGGAAGCUAUGCAAGAAUUUGACAUGAUUCGGGACAACGACAAGGUCUUAGUCUGCCUGUCGGCGAUUGGCAAGGACUCGCUCUCCCUUCUGCAUACUCUACAUCAAUACAGAUUUUACGUCAGAUCGAAGGGGAUUGACUUCGAGAUCGGUGCGGCCACCAUCGACGCGGGUGGCUCCGAUCCUAUGGAACUAAUGAGUUAUCUGAAGGGUUUGGAGAUUCCUUACUUUUACGAGGAACAGGUGACGGACUCGAUCAGCAUCAACGUCGAGAAUCCGUUGGACGCUAGCAUUGCCAGCGGAACCUGCAGUUUCUGCGACAAGUCGGUUAGGACGCAAUUGUACUCUUUAGCGAAACAGAAGGGAUAUAACGUGUUGGCGCUCGGUCAGCAUUUGGACGAUCUCACGGAGAGCUUCCUCAUCUCAGUACUCCACGGUGGUAUGUUGAAAACCAUGAAGGCGCAUUACUAUAUACGUCGAGAGGAUCUCAGAGUUGUCAGACCGUUUAUCUAUGUGCGAGAGAAGGCAUUGAAGCAAUUUGCCGAGAGCAAGAAGCUUCCUAUCUCACAAGAUUCACGAACUCAGUCUGAGAAACAAAACAGAAGGAAGGAGUUGAUGCUUCAACAGGAACGCGCGUAUCCGCGACUACACUGGUCCGUGCGCACGGCUCUACGACCCUUGAUAACCGCUCAUGGACAAAUUAUCGCCUUUGAUUUGGCAUGCACCGGCAACGGCGGUAACAGUCCAAGUAGCAGCACCAGCAGCAGUAUAAGCAGCAGCAUAAGCAACAGCAUAAGCAGCAGCAGCUGCAGCAGCAACAACGGCGGCAGCAACACCAGUAAUCAGCAGAAACGACAUCGGAGGACCAAGACGAAUCCCUCGGCGAACGCUUCCUCGUCCCAGCAAACCGACGAGAAUGACGAGACUGACGAGGAGCCUGUGCUCUGAGGAGGGCCCAUCGCGAGAUGGGAUCCCGAUCGUGUCGCGGUCCCAUCCUCGCGUCUUCGCCGUCGACGUCCGGCAUCGACGUUCGCUCUUAGACGAAGACGAUUACGCUUUGCGGCCGCAGGCGCCGCCGUUAAGGCGAACGAUCAGAAAUGCACCGAGAAUGGCAACUGAGCGACAAUAGCAGGCGGCAUUUAAACGCAGAAGACUUCUCGAGAAAGACGUUUCGAGAAUCUCUCGUGUAUAUGAACAUUAUUCGCGUGUAUCCGUCGCUCGUCGCGAGAUCUUAGCGAGAUAAUCGAUGCGUUUUGAAAAAUAUCCAGGUGAUAAAUUGCAGUGAAUUAUAAUUGUCGA
This is a messenger RNA of Temnothorax curvispinosus, 5163 nucleotides long. RefSeq lists its product as uncharacterized. Bases 1 to 4812 code for a protein of 1603 amino acids. The transcript has 9 exons. The record is from RefSeq and is a predicted model, not a curated record. Lineage: Eukaryota; Metazoa; Arthropoda; Insecta; Hymenoptera; Formicidae.